This is a messenger RNA of Panicum virgatum (switchgrass), 681 nucleotides long. RefSeq lists its product as uncharacterized. The coding region runs from base 1 to 681 and encodes 226 amino acids. The record is from RefSeq and is a predicted model, not a curated record. Gene Ontology annotation, biological process: DNA integration. NCBI's taxonomy places the organism in Eukaryota, Viridiplantae, Streptophyta, Magnoliopsida, Poales, Poaceae. The transcript has a single exon. Gene Ontology annotation, molecular function: nucleic acid binding.
AUGGCCACCACAGCAGUUAAGGCAGCAGAGUUCAUUGCGGAGAUAUCACAUCGAAUUGGAGUGCCUAAUCGGAUCAUCACCGACUUGGGUACCUCUUUCUCGGGCUCCGAGUUCUGGGACUACUGCCAAGAAAGCUGCAUCAACGUCUACUAUGCCUCCGUGGUGCACCCCAGGUGCAACGGCCAAGUCGAAAGGACCAAUGGCUUGAUCCUCCAGGGGCUCAAGGCUAGAAUUUUCGAUCUGAUCGAAAAAUACGGUGCAAAGUGGCUCCAAGAACUACCCAGAGUAGUCUGGGGGCUCCGCACACAGAAAAGCCAGACUACCGGCUACUCGCCAUUCUUCAUGGUGUACGGUUCAGAAGCAGUCUUUCUAUCGGACAUAGCUUUUGGUGCUCCGCGCAUCCAGAACUACGACGAAAAUGAAGCCGAGUCGACCCGGCGCACUGACAACGACUUGGCAGAGGAGCACCGUCUGACGGCCUCCAUACAACACGCGAGAUAUGAACAGCAGCUCCGGUGCUAUCAUGAUUGCAACGUCCACGAGCGAGACUUCAAUGUCGGCGACCUAGUUCUAUGGCGAAUCCAGUCGACCACCGGCUCUCAUAAGCUGUCUUCCCCGUGGGAAGGACCCUUCAUCGUCAGCCGAGUAGUGGUUCCAGGAACCUACUGCUUACAAAGGUAA